Malassezia japonica is the source of this 2856-nucleotide messenger RNA. RefSeq lists its product as uncharacterized. Lineage: Eukaryota; Fungi; Basidiomycota; Malasseziomycetes; Malasseziales; Malasseziaceae. Gene Ontology annotation, molecular function: guanyl-nucleotide exchange factor activity; small GTPase binding. The transcript has 2 exons. Bases 1 to 2856 code for a protein of 951 amino acids. The record is from RefSeq and is a predicted model, not a curated record.
AUGAGCAGUGCGGACCCUGGCCAGGGCGGCAUUCGCGCUGCGCCGGCACUGACCAAGACAGCGUCCGCCUCCGAGAGCGAGAAAAAGCGUGCCAACCCGCUCGGCGAGCUCAUCACCACCGAGGUGCGCUAUGUCGCUGAGCUGAGCGUAAUCAUCCGACGCGUCGCGGGCGCGUGGAACCCGUCCAACUUUCCCCCGCCGGAACUCGACGCAAUGUUCCGCGCGAUCGAGGUCGUGUACCGCACGAACAACGAGUUCCUGCGCCAGCUACAUGAAAUCGGACCGAACCCGACGUCGCCCAAGGGGCUCGGCAAUUUGCUCAUGCAGUGGAUCGACAAGCUGCAUACACCUUAUAAGCAGUAUUGCCACACGUUCUAUACGGGCCUCGACCAGUGGCAGCCCAUUGUCCGCAACAAGGAGCUCAGCCAGAUCCUCGCCCAGGUCUCGAACGAUAUACCACGCCCGGCGCAGGGAGCCUCUUCGCCGCCAUGGACGCUCGACGCUCUGUUCGGCCUUCCGAUCGCGCGCCUGCGCUUCUACAAGAAGCUCUACUCGCGCCUCUUGCGCAGCACACAGCCGGGCCGCUCAGACCACGAUCUGCUGCGCUCCGCAAACGACAGGCUCGACGCGCUCCUCGACAUCGCCCAGCAGCGCGGCAGCGUCGGCAAUAGCGCGCCGGUGCCGGCCGUGAGCGCGGGACCGGCCGUGGCCACCGCGCCGAUCGCCAAGGCGCCGCCCGUGGCCGCGCCACCAGCGGCUACUGCCCCGUCCCCGGCCGCAAAGGACGCCGCCGCCCCAGCGACGCACGCCGCGCCGGCCAUCGGACUCGGCGCGCCGCUCGCGGGCGGCGCACCACUCGCACUGAACGCGGUGCCGGCUCCGGUGCCGGCCCCGGCCCCGACCCCGGCCCCGGCCGCAGCCACCGCAAACCCACGCGGGGUGCUCACGCAGUCGCUCGAGCGCCAGUCCAUGGCCGAGAUUCAGGAACGAAUUAAUUCGGCCUACACGAUCGACAUCUUCACGAUGCAGCCCAAGAGCUGCCGUCUGCAGAUCAACCCCCCGACGCUGCCGUUCCGUCGCUCGGUCCGUAUUACCGACGGCGUCGUGAUGCACAUCAAGCCGGCCGCCGACAAGGAUACCCGCACGGUAAACGCCGCGCGCCUUAUUCUUCUUACCGAUCUCGUGCUCAUCGGCGAGGACGUCGUCACACCGCCCAACCAGGCACCGACUAAGCAGGACAUCUGGCUCAUGUUUCCCCCGCUGGCUGGCAAGUUUGUCGACGUGCAAAGCUAUGGCGCGCCGAACGAACACGCGAUCCGCGUCGAGAUUAUGAAACGCGCCGAGCUUCUCGUGUACCUACCGAACGAGGAGCGCAAGCAGGCGUGGAUCCGCGAGCUCACCGCAUGCCGCCAGUUUGGUAUGCAGCGCACGCCAUCGUCGCAGAGCAAGUCGCCGCAACGCUCCGCCAGCCAGUCGAGCGCACACACACCGCAGCGCUCGGGCAGCGUGAGCACCGCGCCGCCCGUGCCGAGCCCGCAGGCUGCGCAGCCGGUGCAAGCGCCGCCUGCUGCUGCACAGACGCAGCCGCGGCCGCUGAUGCAGUCGCUCGCACCCCGCAGCGCGCCGCCGCCCGGGCCGCAGAGCCCCAUGGCGGGCCCGAUGCCGGGCGCGCUGCCCGGCGCGUUGGGCGGACCCAGCCCCUUGUCGAGCGUGCCGAAUGCGCCGCCGAACGCGCCGCCGAACGCGCCGCCGAACGCGCUGGCCCCGCUGUCGGGUGCGCCGGGUGCAUCGACAGGCGCCGGUGGUCCGACCGCCGCGGCGCUCCCGGCGCCUCUCGCGGGGAUGGGUGCGCCGUCGCUCGGCCCCUUGUCGCAGGCCGCGAGCCCGCCGUCGGCGCUUGCGCCGUCGAUCGGGAUGGCUUCGCGUCCAGGCGGCCGCACGAACCUCCCCCCCCUUCUUCUCCCUACGCAAGCGCCGAGCGACAUACUCCCCGGCGUCCCGGUGGCAGAGCAGGAUUCGGGCCUGGUCUCUCCCCCCCUGAACAGCGCGCACCUGACGCGCGAGAGUUCGCUGAACUCGAUCGAAUCCUUCCCCCGCGUCGCCGGGCGCCGCAUGGAGUCGCCCGACGGCCGCGGUCCCUCGCCCCUGUCGCCCGGGUCGCCGUCGGUGUCGCCUACGCGCACCGUCUUUGGCAAGGCUGCGGCGACGCCCCUCAACAACGAGGACCGCCAGCGCAUGGUCUCCUCACCCCUUUCUCAGCGCAUGCCCCCCCAGCCCCUUGGCUCGCAGGCCAAUGCGGCCCCCCGCCGCCCGUCCGAGCCAAACCUGGGCCUGGUCGGCGUCAAGUCGCCUGCGCGCUCGCAGAGCCAGCCGCGUCUUGAUGGUGUCGGUAGCGCCAAGCCUCCCUCGCAGAUGCUACUCGAAGGCGGCCGCCAAAGCACGCCCGAAUGGCUGCACACCGACGACGCUCCCCGCCCCGCCACGGUGCAGGACGGGCGCCGUCCCUCGUUUAAUCUCUGUGCGCAAAUGCGCUGCAAAGUCUUUUUGAAGCAGAGCUACGCCCAGUGGAAGUCGCUGGGCUCAGCGCGCCUCCGUUUGUACCAUCUCAACCCUGCCGGCAUGAAUCAGCUGGUGGUGGAAAACGACAAGAAACUCAUCAUCUCGACUAUUGUCCUGCCCGACGCCGUGGAGCGCGUCGGAAAGACGGGUCUUGCCGUCGAGCUCUCUGACUCGGGACGUCUCACUGGCGUCGUAUACAUGCUGCAUAUGCGCUCGGAAGAGUCCGCCACCGGCCUCUUCCAGCAACUCCUCGAGGGAUCCUCGCGCACGACGCUCCCGAGCCCCGUCGCUCCAUAG